Molecule: messenger RNA, 1816 nt
Organism: Acyrthosiphon pisum (pea aphid)
Lineage: Eukaryota; Metazoa; Arthropoda; Insecta; Hemiptera; Aphididae
Gene: aos
Product: protein argos
Exons: 4
Coding region: 556-1470 (304 amino acids)
Source: RefSeq, a predicted model, not a curated record
AAUGGGGAAAACGCGCGCGGCAACUGCAGCAGCAGCGGCAGACGACGACGACACACACACAGGCACAUCGACCGCGAUCGUCAACCGUCACACACGCGCUUUGGUGUCGUACGCACACGCACACACACUCGAGUCAGCCGCUCCGCGUCGUCGAUCUUUUCUACGCACACGUACAGAUAAAAUAAUUUUUUAUUCGUCAUUUUUACUCGAUAUCUCGUCAAUAGUGCGUUAUUAUCGCGAUUUAAUUGACACACGAUAAAUACAUAAUAAAUCUGUGAUUUUUUUUCCGAGCGUGCGUAUUUUUUUUUUCGCGCGUUUUACCGACUGGGUUCAAUCGGAUCAAAAUAUCAAACUACACACGCAGACACAUCUGUCGUCUCGUUCGAAAUAGGUAUAUGCAAACGGUUUGAGUGAAAAAAACCGUAACAAUAACAUUAUAUAUACCGCAUACACGUCGUAUACAAUAUAUACGGAACCCGCGCGCACAAGUGUUUUUCUUCGCCGACGGACGUCAGAGUUCACGUGAAUAUCUUUUUUGGGGGCCGGUGAUGCGUGAUGGUCGGACCGCGCGCGUUAACGGUGAUGUUUUACGUGGCGGCUGCGUUGACGUUGGCUGCGGCUGCAGUGGCGGCGACGGCAGAGGCGCCGGAGUUUGUGGAGUUGACGACUUUUGACGUCGUCAACAACAACAACAAUAUCGAACACAGCAACAACAAUAACAACGGCAGCGAGAACAGCCACGACGACCGGCGGCCGACGACCGGGCCACCCGGCUUGGUUGACCAAAAACCGCCGCAGCAACAACAACCACAGCCCAGGAGGUUCAGACACGAGGCGUCCGCGAUCAGAGUCAUCUAUCAGACAGGGAGCUCGGAGGAAGAGUUGCCGGUGUGCGAAAAGUGGGCGGUGUGCAGCAAGGUGGACAUGUAUCAAUGGCCGUGGGUGGAGAGGCAGUGCAGGUGUCCACCGGGCGUGCCGCCGUGCUCGCAAAUGCUGUCGCCGGCUGACGGGCACACCAUCACCGACAAAACGAGGCAGUUCAAGCUAUGCGAGCCCAUCAAGAUGUUGCCCAAAUGUCGUUACUUCCGCGACAUGGCGUGGACACUGCGCAGCGAGGGAAAUGGUACGCUGCAGACGGUGCACUGUCACUGUCCCAAGGGUUCGGUCGCCUACCUGCUGAAGCGGCAAGCGUACCAGACCGAGUCCAAACAGAUCGGUUACCAGUACUCGUUCGCAUGCUCCCCGCAGAGCAGGCUCCGGUGCCAGCGUAAGGAACCUUGCCGGCUGUUCACCGUGCGCAAGCGACAGGAGAUGGUGGACGAGGUGAACACCAACACGCUGUGCCAGUGCCCGCCGGAACACGCGUGUCCGUCCCAUCACACGGACGCGGGAGUGAUACAGAGUAAGAACUACUCGGAAGAGAACAUCCGGACGUACAGCGGAUAUUGUAUGCAACCAUCGGCCAACUAAACCAGCACCCACGUACCCUCGCUCAUACCCCUCCAGCCCUUAAACGGCCCGGCCACGUGGACAGUAACCGACCACGAAGGGAUCGUUUUUUUUUUUUUGAAAAAUUACUUUGAUUAAUAAAUUCGUCAAUAUUUUUGUCAUUACGACGAUAUCAUUAUAAACAAAUGAUGAUGAUACAUAAUAUAAAUACACAUUGUAUUCAUAUUAUUUAUUAUUCUUAAAAUUUUAUAUUUUCCGGUGGACAAAACGAAAUUACACGGAAUAUCACUCGAUUUCAACUAAGUAAGUAGGGACUCGAUUUCCGGAGGUUAUUUAGAUAUAUAUAUUUCUCUUUGUUUUGUUGUAA